GGGGGCUAUUCUCUCUCCCAGGAACAUGGCGGCGAGUCAGGGAGGUGGUGGUAACAGUGGGGGCGGCGGUUGUGGUGGCGGUGGAAGUAGCGGUGGCAGUGGCGCAGCCGGAGGAGGAGGUGGCGGGGCCGGAGCGGGAGGUAGCGGCGGCGGUGGCGGGACGCUGGUGGUGCCCAUCCCGGUAGCGACUCUUUUCGGUCAGCCGUUCCCCAAUGGGCCACAGUGGAACCCGGGGAGCCUGCAGCCUCAACACACCGUGAGGAGCCUGGACAGGGCCCUGGAGGAGGCGGGCAACUCCGGCAUCCUCAGCCUCAGUGGCAGAAAACUCCGGGACUUCCCGGGCAGUGGCUACGACCUGACGGACACCACCCAAGCAGAUCUUUCUAGAAAUCGUUUUACAGAAAUUCCUUCCGAUGUGUGGUUAUUUGCACCUCUUGAAACAUUAAAUUUAUAUCAUAAUUGCAUCAAAACUAUUCCUGAAGCCAUUAAAAACCUGCAGAUGUUAACAUACCUUAACAUUAGUCGAAAUCUUUUAUCAACAUUGCCAAAAUACCUAUUUGAUCUUCCCCUUAAAGUUUUGGUUGUCAGUAAUAAUAAACUGGUAUCCAUUCCAGAAGAAAUUGGGAAGUUAAAAGAUUUAAUGGAGUUGGAUAUUAGCUGCAAUGAGAUUCAGGUCCUACCCCAACAAAUGGGAAAAUUGCAUUCACUUAGAGAGUUAAAUAUAAGAAGAAAUAAUCUUCAUGUUUUGCCAGAUGAACUAGGAGAUCUUCCCUUAGUCAAGCUGGAUUUCUCUUGCAAUAAAGUGACUGAAAUUCCAGUUUGUUACAGGAAGCUGCAUCAUUUACAAGUAAUAAUUUUGGAUAACAAUCCAUUGCAAGUACCACCAGCACAGAUAUGCUUAAAAGGUAAAAUACACAUAUUUAAAUACUUAAAUAUCCAAGCAUGUUGUAGAAUGGAUAAAAAACCAGAUUCCUUGGAUCUUCCAUCACUGAGUAAACGAAUGCCCUCUCAGCCUUUCACAGACAGUAUGGAAGAUUUUUAUCCUAAUAAAAAUCAUGGCCCUGACUCUGGAAUUGGAAGUGAUAAUGGAGAGAAACGAUUAUCUACAACGGAACCUUCAGACGAUGAUACAAUCAGUCUUCACUCUCAAGUCUCAGAAUCAAAUAGAGAUCAAACAUCAAGAAAUGACAGUCAUACAAUAGGAAAUAAGCCUGAUUCUCAGAAAGAUCAGGAGGUGUAUGAUUUUAUUGACCCCAACACAGAGGAUGUAGCAGUUCCUGAACAAGGAGAUACACAUAUUGGAUCACUUGUCUCUUUCCUUAAGGGAAAGGAAAAAGGCUGUGAAAAAUCUCAGAAAAAUGAAGAAUUGGGGAAUGAAAAAAGACAUGAGAAAGAACAGUUACUUGCAGAAGAAGAUGAUGAUUUGAAGGAAGUAACUGAUUUGAGGAAAAUAGCUGCGCAGUUACUAAAGCAAGAACAGAAGAACAGGAUUCUCAGUCAUUCAACUUCUGUCAUAAGAACCAAGCUGAAACAAACUGUGGAAUGUGAAAAGAG
Castor canadensis (American beaver) is the source of this 1554-nucleotide messenger RNA. NCBI's taxonomy places the organism in Eukaryota, Metazoa, Chordata, Mammalia, Rodentia, Castoridae. The record is from RefSeq and is a predicted model, not a curated record.